AGAAGCUACAGUAGCCCUGAAACCGAAGGACAACUUUUGAAUUCCUUUGCCCAGUAUUUUGGUGACAGCCUUGGGAGCAAGAUUAAAAGAAUGCCUUUAAUAGAAGAAACUGUCCUGCCUGGGGACCCUCUGCUCACUCUGCCAGUAGUAAUAAUAGGAAAUGGCCCUUCGGGAAUCUGUCUUUCUUACCUGCUGUCUGGAUACAGGCCGUACUUGUCUCCUGAGGCCGUGCAUCCAAACCCCGUGCUGCACACGAAGCUGGAAGCAGCUCGGCAUCUUUCCAUCAUUGAUCAAGAUCUCGAGUACUUGUCGGAAGGCCUCGAGGGGCGCUCCCCCAACCCCGUGGCGGUGCUUUUCGAUACGCUGCUGCAUCCCGAUGCCGACUUCGGAUACGACUACCCAUCCACGCUGCACUGGAAGCUGGAGCAACAUCACUAUAUUCCCCAUAUAGUGCUGGGUAAAGGACCACCUGGUGGGGCCUGGCAUUCUAUGGAAGGCUCUAUGUUAACAAUCAGUUUUGGAGACUGGAUGGAAUUGCCUGGACUUGCAUUUAAAGAGUGGGCAGCCAACAUACGCAGAAAUAUAAAGAGUGACCGAGUAAUGCCAGAAGAAAUAGCUUGUUAUUAUAAGCACUAUGUCAAAGUCAUGGGCCUCCAAAAGAACUUCAGAGACAAUGUUUACAUAACAUCGGUAUCCAGACUCUAUCGAGGAACAGAUGAUGAAGAUGGAAGUCAACUAAAUUCAACCCAGCGUUUGCAAAUGGAAAUGGAAGAGGGACAGAAAUCACUGAUUAAGAGAAACUGGGAAGUCAGAGGCUAUCAGAGAGCAGCAGAUGGUUCCCACGUGCCAUUCUGCCUCUUUGCUGAGAACGUGGCCCUCGCGACUGGGACCUUUGAUUCCCCCGGCCGACUGCAGGUGGAGGGAGAGGACUUUCCUUUUGUGCUUCAUUCCAUGACUGACUUUGGAGCUGCCGUAAGCAAAGGGAAGCUGCGUGGGAAGGCAGACCCUGUGCUGAUCGUGGGCGCCGGGCUCACGGCGGCUGACGCGGUCCUGUGUGCCUACAACAACAACAUCCCUGUGAUCCACGUGUUUCGCAGAAGAGUUACUGACACCAGUCUGAUUUUCAAGCAGUUACCCCAAACGCUUUAUCCCGAGUACCACAAAGUCUAUCACAUGAUGUGCACUCAGUCACAUUCUGUAGAUUCCAGUCUGCAUCCUGCUUACACCAGUUUCCCUGAACACAAUGUGCUUUCUUUCAAGCCUGAAAUGAAAUGUGUUCUUCAGAGUGCCUCUGGACUGAAGAAAAUUUUGAAGUUCUCUCUAGCCUUAGUUCUGAUAGGAUCUCAUCCAAAUCUUUUCUUUCUGAAGGACCAAGGACAUGGCAUAGGGCAUCACGCGAAUCAGCCCAUCACAUGCAAGGGGAACCCCAUCGAGAUCGACCCAUAUACGUAUGAGUGCACUAAAGAAGCCAACCUCUUCGCUUUAGGUCCUCUGGUUGGAGACAAUUUUGUACGGUUUUUAAAAGGAGGUGCAUUGGGCAUUACACGAUGCUUGGCAAUAAGACAAAAGAAGAAGCACGAACUGAUUGAAAGCAGGGAUGGAGGAGGUGAUGGGGUACCAUAGGGGAGAGAUUAGGAACUGUCACGGAUGGAAUUACAGAUGGAGUCUAACAGCCUCGCAACAGAAGUCAUUAGUAGUCACAUUUUUGUUGUGUACAAGUAACCUUCACUUGUAUUGCUCAGUAAAGGAUGCUGUUACUACAAUGCUUCAUCUUUUCAAAAUACAGCAAUUGGUCUGCUAUUACAACUGAUCCCUACUCGACUGGAAUAGCUCCCAGAUAAAC
This is a messenger RNA of Tinamus guttatus (white-throated tinamou), 1843 nucleotides long. Lineage: Eukaryota; Metazoa; Chordata; Aves; Tinamiformes; Tinamidae. The record is from RefSeq and is a predicted model, not a curated record.